This is a messenger RNA of Tachysurus vachellii, 1056 nucleotides long. RefSeq names its product germ cell-specific gene 1-like protein. Lineage: Eukaryota; Metazoa; Chordata; Actinopteri; Siluriformes; Bagridae. The coding region runs from base 1 to 1056 and encodes 351 amino acids. The record is from RefSeq and is a predicted model, not a curated record. Gene Ontology annotation, cellular component: plasma membrane. The transcript is spliced from 5 exons.
AUGGCGUAUUCCCGUCUGCGCUCCCCUCAUCUGUCAUUUCUGCAGACACUGUUCUCUCUCUUACUGUCAUCCAUCUCUCUGCUUGCGUCCAAUUGGUGCUCGGGGGUGCAGAAGGUUCCAAAGCCGCUGUGUUCUCCUGUGCGCCGUCAGACCUGCACACCGUCUGACCUGUUCACCAACGGCUCCACCCAAUUUACCUGGGAAACUGGGGAUGACCGCUUUAUCUUCCCCACCUUCCAUGCUGGGAUUUGGAGCUGCUGUGAAGAAAACAUACACAAAGAUGAAUGGGAAGAGAAAUGUCGCAGUUUCAUGGCUCUGACACCUCCAUCAGAGAAAGGGAUUUUCUGGCUGUGUGUGCUGAUGGAGUUGAUGUAUCUCACUUUGUUGUGUAUCAGUUGCAUGUUGUUGAUGGUUCAGUUGUGUUUCUCUGCGUGGAAGCCCUUGCUAAAUAACUGGGGAGAAUUACUGAACGCAUAUGCUGCUGUGUUCACUGUACUGGGAGGUCUUGUUGGAAUGGUUGGUCACAUCAUGUUUAUGCAGGUAUUCCAGGUGACAGCAUCCAGUGGGCCGGAGGAUUUUAAACCACACCGUUACGGAUACUCAUGGGCCUUUUAUGUGGCCUGGGUUGCCUUCACCUGCUGCAUGAGUGCUGGAGUUUCCACUCUGAAUAAUUACACCAAGAAAGUGCUGAUGUUUGGGACAAAGCCAAAGCCUGACUUCUACAAUGUGACGCCACCAUAUUACCCCCCAUUUCCACCCCCACCCCCUUCCAUUCUCCCUCCAUGCCCUCCUCUACCUCCUGCCCUCUCCCCACUCUCUUCAUACUCUUGUCCUCCAUCUCCUCCAGGCUUGUUCUCUGCUGACUCUAGAUCUCUACACAGCCCCAGUCGCCCUCCUCUAUCACCCACAACACCCGUCUCUCUCCUCCAGUCACCUCUCUCUCCUUCUUUUUCUCUAUCUCCUAUGCCUUCCAUCACUCUCUCCAUCACAUCCUCCAUCCCUGCUCUUGCUUCCCCUGUUUCCCAGACACUACAUGAAGAAUACAGUUCCCUCUAA